This is a messenger RNA of Vigna angularis (adzuki bean), 2617 nucleotides long. Its product is annotated as somatic embryogenesis receptor kinase 2. Lineage: Eukaryota; Viridiplantae; Streptophyta; Magnoliopsida; Fabales; Fabaceae. Gene Ontology annotation, molecular function: protein binding; protein kinase activity; ATP binding. The transcript is spliced from 11 exons. Bases 472 to 2346 code for a protein of 624 amino acids. The record is from RefSeq and is a predicted model, not a curated record. Gene Ontology annotation, biological process: protein phosphorylation.
UUCAUUUUUCUUUUUCUAUCCAUCUAUUUUACACUCUCACUCCACGCCUCACUCAAAAAAGAUAACAAUCUUACACUCUCACCAGCUGACAGAGAUAGAGAGAGAAAGAGAAACAGUAUCUGUGUUUUCCUUUCCAAGAUAGCUAGAGCGAAAGUGAAAAAAAAAAGUUUUUUAUUUUUUCAUAUACUCGAAGAGAAGGGAAAAUGUUUUGAUUCUUUUAGUUUUUCAGAGCUUGUUUUGUGUUUCUGGGUUUGAGUCUCUGGAGUUGUCGAAAAUUGGCGUAUUUUGGUGAGAUCGGGGUGUGGGUGUAGUGUGGCUGGUGGUAAUGGCGGAGAUUUGAGAGUUAGGGUUUGAGUUCAUUUGAGUUUGUAUUUAUAGUGGUGGUGGCGGAAGAGUGCUGGGGUGUUUUUGUGAUGGUGUAUUGGUGUGGGAGGUCUUGUUUGGAUCUGAAGUUAUUGAGUACAUAGGUUGAUGGAGAGAAAGUUGAUGGAUUUGAGUUUCAUUUGUUGGAUAUUGUUGAUUCAUCCACUAUGCCUGAUUUCUGCUAACACGGAAGGAGAUGCUUUGCAUAGUCUGAGGACUAAUUUACAGGACCCUAACAAUGUUUUGCAAAGUUGGGAUCCUACACUAGUCAAUCCAUGUACAUGGUUUCAUGUGACAUGCAACAAUGAUAAUAGUGUUAUCAGAGUUGAUCUGGGGAAUGCUGCUUUGUCUGGUCAACUUGUUCCACAGCUUGGUCAGCUCAAGAAUUUGCAGUAUUUGGAACUUUACAGCAAUAACAUUACUGGCCCUAUCCCAAGUGACCUGGGGAAUCUUACUAACCUGGUGAGCUUGGAUCUGUACCUAAACCGUUUCACUGGCCCAAUCCCAGAUUCAUUGGGCAAGUUGUCAAAAUUGCGUUUCCUCCGGCUUAACAACAACAGCUUGUCAGGUCCUAUUCCCAUGUCGCUGACUAAUAUUACUGCUCUCCAAGUUCUGGAUUUGUCUAAUAAUCAUCUAUCGGGAGUGGUUCCCGAUAAUGGCUCCUUCUCAUUAUUCACUCCUAUCAGUUUUGCAAAUAACUUGGAUCUAUGUGGACCCGUUACUGGGCACCCCUGUCCUGGCUCUCCUCCAUUUUCUCCUCCUCCUCCUUUUGUUCCUCCACCUCCAAUUUCUGCCCCAGGAGGUAAUAGUGCCACUGGAGCAAUAGCUGGAGGAGUUGCUGCUGGUGCUGCUCUAUUGUUUGCUGCACCUGCAAUUGCAUUUGCCUGGUGGCGUAGAAGGAAACCACAAGAAUUUUUCUUUGAUGUGCCUGCUGAAGAGGAUCCUGAAGUUCAUCUAGGACAGCUUAAAAGGUUCUCUCUACGAGAACUGCAAGUUGCAACAGAUACUUUCAGCAAUAAGAACAUUCUCGGGAGGGGAGGAUUUGGUAAGGUGUACAAAGGACGGUUGGCUGAUGGUUCAUUAGUGGCUGUGAAACGGUUGAAAGAGGAACGCACACCUGGUGGGGAGCUUCAGUUUCAGACCGAAGUAGAGAUGAUUAGCAUGGCUGUGCAUAGAAAUCUCCUUCGACUACGUGGGUUUUGUAUGACACCAACAGAAAGGCUACUUGUUUAUCCCUACAUGGCUAACGGAAGUGUUGCCUCAUGCUUAAGAGAGCGUCCUCCACAUCAAGAACCCCUGGAUUGGCCAACUAGGAAAAGAAUAGCUUUGGGAUCUGCAAGGGGUCUUUCAUAUUUGCAUGAUCACUGUGAUCCAAAGAUUAUUCAUCGCGAUGUGAAAGCUGCAAACAUAUUGCUGGAUGAAGAGUUUGAGGCUGUUGUAGGGGACUUUGGAUUGGCCAAACUCAUGGAUUACAAGGACACCCAUGUGACAACUGCUGUAAGGGGCACAAUUGGGCACAUAGCUCCUGAGUACCUAUCCACUGGUAAAUCUUCAGAGAAAACCGAUGUUUUUGGUUAUGGUAUCAUGCUUCUGGAGCUGAUCACUGGACAGAGAGCUUUUGACCUUGCUCGGCUUGCAAAUGACGACGAUGUUAUGCUGCUUGAUUGGGUAAAAGGACUCCUGAAGGAGAAAAAGCUUGAAAUGUUGGUUGAUCCUGAUCUACAAAACAAUUACAUAGAAGCUGAGGUAGAACAAUUAAUCCAGGUUGCACUGCUCUGCACACAAGGUUCCCCUAUGGACCGACCAAAGAUGUCAGAAGUGGUGAGAAUGCUUGAAGGUGAUGGGUUGGCAGAGAGAUGGGAUGAGUGGCAAAAGGUGGAAGUUCUCCGGCAGGAGGUGGAGCUGGCCCCUCAUCCCAAUUCUGAUUGGAUUGUCGACUCGACUGAAAAUCUGCAUGCAGUUGAGUUAUCUGGUCCAAGGUGACCUUGGCACAGUAGUAAAUUAAGAAGAAAAAAAAAGAAAAGAAUGGAUUUAUUUAUGACUUGUUUUUUAGCUAUAAGUUUUCUUUCCAUUUUCCUUUUUGGUUCCUUCAAGUUCCAUAUCCUCUUGAUUAAUCUCAUGUAAGUCCGCUGCAUUAUAUUCAUUUACAUUUGUGCAUAGGGGUCGCUUUGUCAAGUUGCAAUUUGUAUCAUCUGCUGUAUUUGAUGAAGUGAUUUUUACUUAGAUGAAACAAUGGCCACUUAAUCUUUUUGUA